AUGGAACGGAUUUUACCAGCAGCAAGUGAAAUAGAAAAACAUGAAUUUUCUUAUUUAUUAACAAAACGUACAUAUCAUAGUAUAUCUGAUAGUCAUUUAUGGUUUUCAAUAUUUUCUCGUCCACCAUCAAAUCGAUUUACACGUGUUCAACGAUGUACUUGUUGUUUUACUUUAUUUUAUGUUUCAAUGUUUUUAAAUAUAAUGUAUUAUGAUUUAUCAAAUCAAGCAAAAAGCAAUAAUUCAACAAAUUCAGCCAGUUUAUCGGUUGGUUCUCUUCAAAUCAAUUCUCAACAAAUAAUAAUUGGUAUUAUUGUUGAUUUCUUUGCAUUCAUUCCAAGUCUUUUGAUUGUACAAUUAUUUCGACGUCUUAGAUCUCGUCAAAAACAACUUUCACCAUUACAGCAAGCAUUACAUAAAAUUAAACCACAUUUACAAAGUCAAAAGAAAAACAAUCAAAAAUCUUCAUUAACAUUUCCUUGGUGGUGUAUAUUUAUUGCAUAUGGACUUUGUGCAGUAUUAGUUGGUCUUUCUAUUCUAUUUAUAAUUGCUCGUGGAAUUGAAUUUGGUGAUGAGAAAAUUGAACAAUGGUUAAUAUCAAUUGUAACUGGAUUUCUCUCAUCGAUCUUUUUCUCACAACCAAUAAAAAUACUAAGUCUGGCGAUACUAUUUGCUUGUUUUUGUCGACGAUCGAAUGAUGAUUACGAAGCAAACGAAUUUUUAGAUAAUAAUCAAGUUGAUUUAAAUAAUGAUGAAGAAUAUCUUCAUUCGAUUAAGAAGAGAUCUUUGUUUACUUAUCGUGCACCAGUUCGUGCAAAUCGUUUAAACGAAAGUGAAGUUAUUUAUGCUCGUGAUCGACGUUUACAAGAAAUCUAUAUGUGGUCAAUUAUUCGAGAAAUAGUUCGUUAUUUAUGGUUUUUCUCACUUCUUUCUAUUUUAACUUAUACACAUCGUGAUUUGAAUUCAUUUAAUCAAGUUGAUCAUUUACAAAAAUAUUUUCUAAAUUCAAGACAAAUCAAUUCAGAUUAUACAACAGUUUCAACAAUAGAUGAUUAUUGGAAUUGGUUAGAAAAUAGUUUUGUUGAAAAUAUUCGUGCUCAACAAUGGUAUAAUGGUGAACCACCUAAGAACUUAAGUGGUUUUAUUAAUGAUAAAACAAAUCGAUUCAUUGGAUGGGCAACAAUGAGACAAUUACGUGUUAAAUCUCAAUUAUGUCUUGCUAACAAUGAAAUUAUUUUAACAUGUCAGUAUGAUUAUAGUUUAUCAAAUGAAGAUAAACAUUCCUAUCAACCAGGAUGGUUAAAUGAAACCAUAGAAACGUAUAGUUCAUCCAUUAGUCAAUCAUUUCAAUAUAAAUCAAGUAAAGAUUUAGAUACAUAUACUUAUGUUGGAGAUUAUGGAAGUUAUGAAGGUGGUGGUUAUGUUUAUGAAUUUCGAGGUCGUUUAGUUGAUCUUCAAACUAAUGUAUCUCAACUUUAUCAAUUAGGAUGGAUUGAUGAUAAAACAAGAGCUGUGAUUAUUCAAUUAACUUUAUAUAAUCCAAAUGUUCAAUUAUUUACUUCAGUUACUUUUCUUGCAGAAUUUUUAUCAUCAUCUAGAGUUUAUCCAACAGCUCGUUUUGAACCAUUUAAUUUUUAUGCGUUUACAUCAAAAUUUCAAUUAAUUGUGAUAAUUCUUUACAUGUCAAUGAUGAUAUAUCACAUGUGGAUAGAGAUUCGAUUAUUAUUUGAACUGAAACGAAAAUAUUUUUAUCGAUUCUGGUCAUAUAUAGAAGUUGGAAUAAUUGUAUGUGCAUGGACAACUGUUGGAAUUUACAUUUGGCGAUAUCAUCAAUGUGAACGUAUUGGUCAAUUAUUUAAAGAAACAAAUGGAUAUAUUUAUAUUAAUUUACAAUUCGCAUCUUAUGUUAAUGAUAUUUUAACAAUCCUAUUGGGGUUUUCUUGUUUUUUUGGUACAAUUAAAUCCAUUAAACUUUUACGUUUUAAUCAACGUCUUUGUUUAUUUAUUGAAACACUUAAAUACGCAAAAACAGAUUUAAUACCAUUCUCAAUGAUGUUUUCAAUUAUAUUUAUAGCAUUUCUUUCUCUUUUUUAUUUAUUAUUUAGUGGAAAGAUUUCUUCUUGUUCAAGUUUAUUAGACACGGCACGUAUGUUAUUUGAGAUAACAUUAAUGAAAUUUGAUGCACAUGAAUUAAGUGAAGCAUCAGCAUUUCUUGGUCCAUUCUGUUUUAGUUUAUUUAUUAUUUUGGUGAUAUUUAUAUGCAUGAGUAUGUUUCUUUCAAUAAUUAAUGAUAGUUUCCGUCUUGCAAGAGAGCAUGCCGAUCCACAUAAUCAACAGAUCUUUGCAUUUAUAUUGAAAAAAUUUCAACGAUGGACAGGUUUUAAAAAAAUAACAGAUGAAGAAAUUCAAGAAGAACGAGAUACAAUAAUGCGUUCAGAAUAUUUUCAUCCAAUUGAAAAUUUUCCAGAAAGAAUCGAUCAACUCUUAGAUGCAAUCAAUCGAUGUGAAUCAGAUGAAUUUCAAUGUCGUAAUAGAAUGUGCAUUCCAGUCGAGUUUGUCUUCGAUGCAACGCCUGAUUGUAUGGAUUUGAGUGAUGAGCAAGCGCUUGAUGAACUCUUCAAAAAGUACCAAAACUGUGCAAUACAGUCGACGCUCGAGUGCGAUGAUCGACUGUGUCAUAAAGACCAGUUUUCAUGUGGAAAUGGUGAAUGCAUUCCAUGGUCAGCAAUUGUGAACGACCAGAAAGACUGUGGUAACUACCGUGAUACUGGUUACAUUUGUGAAACAUCGAGCUUGCUGUUAGCGAGUCAUGUGGAAUGGACUGGAAUCUGUAAACAAACGAUGGAACUUGCUCCUCCUUUAAAAAACAGUUCAGACUGUCGACAAACUCUUGGACAUUUACUACAAACUCAUCCUUCUCAGCAAUUCAGGGAUCUUGCCAUUAUCAAUCUCAGAACUCGUUGUGAGAAUCUCAUCCUAUAUGUAGAACAAAAUGCUUUCUUUCCAGGUUUAAAAAUAGUCUACAAUCGCUCUCGUAUCGAGAUAUUCAUCGGCAAUCGAAGUAAUUUACAAAAACCAAUACCAAAGACACCUGAUCUAUACUAUUUCACUGGUGUCAUUGUCUGCAACGGAAUAUCAUUAAAUAUAGCGGAAAAAAUCAGGUUCAGUUAUCAAGAUUUGCAACAACUCGCUUCUUACCCAUUUUUUCCACUCUUUCACUUACUUUGCCAAAAAAUAAUAAAUCAAUCGUUGGGUAAUAUGAAAACUGAAAAUAAUUUAGAUUCAUCAAUCUCAACAUCGUUCUAUCGAUGCAAAAACACAUCAGAUCGCGUGUCGUUACGUCGAAUCAAUGAUGGUUAUAUCGAUUGUCUUUAUGGCGAUGAUGAGAGGAAUCCCCAUUAUCCAAUGACUCAACUGUUUCGUUAUCAAUGCCAAACUGUCACAUCCCCAUCUCAAUAUGUCAGUUAUACUAAACUAGGUGAUGGCGUGGUGGAUUGUACCGACGGAAGUGAUGAGGUAUCCAAUGAAAUACGCUGGUCAACCUUCAAAUGUGAUGUAAAUGAUAAUUAUGCGUGUUGGGUUUUCCAAGGCGAUCAGUUCGGAGAGAAUCGUCUAAAAGACGCUCGACUUCAUUUUCAUCGUUACUGCGAUUCGAUCUGGGAUACGAUAGAUGGUCAAGACGAAAAGAACUGCUCAUAUUGGAUAUGUGAUCCCGGUUUGUACAAGUGUAAUAUAACAGGACAAUGCAUCGAGCGAAAAUAUUUUUGUGAUGGUGAAUUCGAUUGUGAUGAUGGUGAAGACGAAAUAAAUUGUUCUUUACCAUGGGUACCAUGGAAUCUCGAAGCGAAAUGCAACAAAAGCACUGAAUUUUUCUGCAUCACUGAUGACUAUGUGAAGAAUCAAAGUUUGAAUCGUUCUUGUAUUCAUCGAAGUCGAGUAGGUGACGGGCACAUUGAUUGUAUUGGAGCUCGCGACGAACGUAAUGUUGCAUCGUGUCCGGAUCAUCGGAUAGUUGGUGAUCGUUUCUUGUGUGAUAAAGGAAAAAAAUGCAUCGAUUACAUGGCAAUAUGCAAUGGAAUCAAGGAUUGUGUGGACGAAACUGAUGAGUCAAUUUGCUAUUGGAAUAAUGGUUCGUGUCCUGUCGGACAGUUUUCUUGUGCAGAUCAAAAAGAUUGCAAGAGUACGAGAUGUAGAGGACAAAUAGCAUGCAUUGAUAAGUCCCAUCGUUUCUGGUGUCCGAAUUCAAACAGUGAAAAUUAUGUCUAUCGCUCGAGUAAGUAUAGAUCAGUAAUUGACAAUAAAAAAAGAUGUUACAAUCAAUUGAAAUCCAACACCAAACUUGCAAUUCCAUCGUCAUUCUCAAAUCAACAAGUGAAAGCAUUGGCUCACCGAAACUUCUACUGUAAUCGAGGUUUUUAUCUGCACGUAGUCGCCAGCUCCGAAUUCUUCUGCUUUUGUCCGCCGACUUUUUACGGUGAUCGUUGUCAAUACAACAAUCGACGAGUGGGCUUUCGGUUUCGCUUCGAUCGAGGGCAACGCUCUGAUCUUCCAUUUAUUCUGAACGUUCUUGUCACACUUGUUCUGAACGGAAGCACAGUAGUUGAUCAUCAAUUUUUUCUUGAUGCAGCCAAAGAACACUCAUCAAAGUUUAUUACCUACUUGAUCUAUCCUCAUCCAAAACCUUCGGGUACCUAUUCUGUUCGAAUUGAAACCUAUCAUUCUACAGAGUUAAUCCAUUUCUGGGAAUAUCCUGUCAGUCCACUGGACUUUUUGCCUGUACUACUUAUUACCAAAGUGCUCCGAUUUCCUGCUCGUUCAUUUCCCUGGCUUUGUUCACACAACUAUUGUGAAAAUAAUGGAAUCUGCCAUCAACGAGAGGACAACCGAUUUCUCUGCAUUUGUGCAUACGGUUGGAAAGGUAAACUGUGCGAGAUGAGAACUGAGUACAUUCAUUGUGCAUCACAUUCGCUAGCACGAACAGAAGCUAUCUGUGUUUGUCCGAAAGGCUACCUCGAACCUUACUGUUACGUUCAAAAUCUAAAAUGCCAACAACAUAACUGUGAACUGAAUGAAACUUGCAUUCCACGAUCAAAUCUUCCUAUCUAUGGAUAUACUUGUAUUUGUAACACAUCUAAUUGUAAUGUUAAUAGACCAGUGAUUAGUGUUCAGCGACAAGAGCCGAAUCAAUCACCAUUUCUUUUACAAUUACUCCAGCUUGCAGGAGAUUAUCCGAAGAUUCGUCAGCAAAUCCUCAUUCAGCCACUCACCUCGUUUCCAUUGAUUCAAACAAUUAAAAUUCGUGAUGGUCGUUAUGUAAUUGGAGAACAACCUGAAAUAGGAUUACUCUUUAUUUUUGAACCAAAUGCAUAUUCAAUCGAGACCACAUUAUAUUUGUUGUUUAUCAAUUGUUCCAGUACGAUGCGAAACUUUUCCGUUGAUCUGGAUCAACAACUAAGCAAAUGUCAUGUUCUACCCGAAAAUCAAAGACAAGCUGUUACCUUGUUUGGCAAUUUUUGCCAAAACUUCACCUAUGGUACUUGCUUUAUAUCUGAUGGAUAUCUCUGUUAUUGUGGUUAUCCGAAUAAAAAUCAUAGUAAUUGUCUUUCUUAUCAACGACGAUACACGUUCGAACUACGUAUUUAUCACUCAAUACAAAUUAGUCAAUCAUCCUGA
Messenger RNA from Adineta steineri, 5670 nucleotides. The record is from the annotation of a GenBank genome assembly. NCBI's taxonomy places the organism in Eukaryota, Metazoa, Rotifera, Eurotatoria, Adinetida, Adinetidae.